GUGUGACAGAAUUCAAAAAUAUCUAGUUAAAACGCAAAUAUUUACUUGAUCGAAAUUUUUAAACUUAUAAAUGUUGGUUGCACUGUUAUAUUUGUUUAUAAAACGUAACAGAAAUAGAAACAAUCAUUUAGUAUAACAUUGCUUAACAGUUAUUGAGUUUAUAAAUGGAAGAUAGACAAGAAGUGAUUCGUGGAAACCAUCGUAUAGGUUUUAUUUGGAGAGAUUUUCGAGAUUAUACAUCACUCCAUGGAAUCCAUUAUGUGAGAAGGAAUAGUACAUAUAGAUGUCGAUGGUUGGUAUGGACAGUAAGUAUCCUUGUAGUGGUGAGUUUUAUCUGUGUAAAUGUGUUCCGGUUACACAGGAAAAGCAUGAAUUAUUCAACAAAGACUUCCAAUAAGAUAGUCAUGGUUACAAGUGUUCCAUUUCCUGCUGUAACGAUAUGCAAUAUAUCUGAAAACCAACUACAAGACAUACAAGUAGAUGAUGUGAAUGACUUGGACGAUCAUCAACAUCUCGAUGAACAUCCAGUUAUUGAAAAUAAUAAUUCGUAUUUUUUGAAUUCAUCGGACUACUAUAAAGAUGAUACAGACCAUUUGAACAAUUAUUCUUUAUCAGAUUUUUUUACAUUUUGCUCUCAGAACAGAAAAGUGAUACUAUGUGAAGACUAUAUUGUCAGAAAGACGACACAAUUAGGACUUUGUUAUACAUUCAACAGUUAUGAAUAUUCUCAAAAUGAAGGACAAAUGUAUGUCCAAACCACUGGCACACAAACAGCAUUGACUUUUAAUAUGAAAUUAAACCAGCACCAUUCAGACCAAGGAGUUGGGAUUAGAAUAGUACUGCACGAGCCUGGUGAGGAACCGGAUGUUCUAAAUAAAGGUUUUAACAUAGCAGAAGGAUUUUCAUCUUACGUAUCAAUGAGCAUGACAAAGUAUGAAUAUUUACCGUCACCUUAUAGCAUAAGUGAUAACCAGCAUUGUAUCAUCACUAAUACACCAGACUUUGUCAGUCCUCUGCAGUUUUAUCCCAAAUACAGCUAUAGUGCAUGUCUAAUGGAAUGUAGAAGGAAUUUUAUUAUACAAAUAUGUGCGUGUAAAAGUGUCUUUGAUCCAGGAAGCGAAUCAGUUUGUACAACUCCAACGUCAAUUGGCUGUUAUAGUCAAGCAAGUCUCGAUUUUGAUAUUCACUACAAAACAACAAAACAAUGCAACUGUCAGCAAUCAUGUGAGUUUGUAGAAUAUCAGUACAGCAUAUCAUCUGCUAUAAGUCCCGCCAAGAUAUACUUACCAUAUUUAAAACCAAUAUAUCAGGAUAAAAAUUUUACUGGAAAGAACUGCCUUGAGGUAAGACUUUUCUUUGACUCUUUGAGCUACACCUUAGCGGAAUCGAUUCCAGAAUAUUCAAGGAUUGAUUUUAUUGGAAUACUUGGUGGUAUGAUGGCUUUAUUUUUAGGUGCUAGUUUGUUAACUUUGGCAGAAGUAGCUGAACUGAUAUUAAUGUGUUUUGUCAUUGGGUUAAAGAACUCUGUCAAAUAUAUCAAAGGAAAAAUAAUUGAUAGUCGCUAA
Mytilus trossulus (common blue mussel) is the source of this 1565-nucleotide messenger RNA. RefSeq names its product acid-sensing ion channel 1A-like. Gene Ontology annotation, cellular component: plasma membrane. The record is from RefSeq and is a predicted model, not a curated record. The transcript is spliced from 8 exons. Bases 165 to 1565 code for a protein of 466 amino acids. Gene Ontology annotation, biological process: sodium ion transmembrane transport. Gene Ontology annotation, molecular function: ligand-gated sodium channel activity. NCBI's taxonomy places the organism in Eukaryota, Metazoa, Mollusca, Bivalvia, Mytilida, Mytilidae.